GUGAGUGCAUGAUAUCGAAGCGGCGCUACACCCUGACGAGACAUCCCGCGACGUGACCCGCCACCCGAUAGCUGACCAACUUUUCCGCGUGCUUCCUUACACUAGGCCAUGAAAGCUACCACCGGAUUCCUCACGAGCUUCAUUCCUGGAAAGAAGUCGUCGGCGCCACCAACUCCGACAAAUUCAAGUGCCGCCGCUCAUACAAGCGAUCUUCCUUCGUCCUCCACGGGCAAUCCGUUUGCUGUGCCGUCAACCGCGUCAACAGACCCUCCAGUGACGAACCCGAUCGAAAUCCGUUCGACCAACCCAUUUGCAUCGACGAUUCCAUCCCAUUCAGCUGCCAACUCGACACCUCGAACGCAGUCGGGGCACACGUCCAAUCACUCGUCAACGUCGUCACCAUCCAACCCAUUUGCCACUCCGUCAUCUUCUUCCAAGAGCUUAUCGAUCGAUCCGACCGCGCGCGCGCCACCCCAACCCAUCCGAUCUACGGACUCGAGCUCAUGCACGGGCAGUCACAGCAGCAACAGCUUUUCAAAAUCGUCCAAGCCUCCAACGGGGUCAUCGGCUACACCCACAUCGUCCAGCAUGCGUGGGAUGAUGUCGUCGGCAUCCACAUUUGCUUCGUCGAUGCUUCCCUCGACGCCGUCGUCUGUGUCCAAGAUGACUUCUGCGUUCACCUCCACGUCAGCGUCUGUCAUCAUGGCCCCUGUCAAGGGCAUAGGUGCCAUGACAUCGGCAGCAGGCUCCGUCGUCGGUUCGGCGAUGGCCCCCGUCGGCAAAGGGCUCGGGGUCAUGACAUCGGCGGCUGGGUCGGCUGUGUCGUCGGCGGCGGACAUGCUCAUGCCAACAGACUUCCCCAAGCUGUUUGCAACGUCAAGAGCAGAUAUUUCAGGUUUUUACAACCCCGAUAUGGACAACAACUCGACGAUGGACGUGUCGGAGGAAGCCAGAGAGUUCCUCGCCGUCUCGGGCCACAAUCUGCACUCUGUUUUGUCAAAUCCGCGUGGAGGAAACUGGGGUGACGCGCUCUUGGACGCCCUUACGCUGCCUGGCGAGACCGAGGCGGUGCUGUCUGCGAUGCUGACGCUUCCCAGCAUUAGCCGCCGCGACUUUGACGGAUACAUGAAGAAUUUUAGCGAGUCGAGCGCCGUCUACGCCAAGAACCACGAGAUUCCAGUCCAAGAACAGCUCGCCUCUGCCAAUGUCCCCACCGUUCAAGCCGCCAACGAGGACGUGGCGCUGUGCUUUCAGGCCGUGCCAAGUCUCUACUUCAAAUCGGACUACGAGUUCAGCGACCCCACCACCUUUGAUGCGGUCCUCGGGACGGAUUCAAUCCAGGCAUCGCAGGAACAGUUGUCGGGGUACUUGGACCGCGUCGAAGUGAGUUUACUUCGGCAAGUGUCGUCCCGGUCCGAUCGAUUCUUCGAAGCGUCGACCAGCCAAGGGGACAUGAAGAAGCGCGUGAUGCAAGCCUGCGAUCAAGUCCGCCACUUGCGGACUACAAUGGACCGGUUGCGCAACUCGUUGGCGGACAAAUCGCUGGCGAUCUUGCAACUCCACCGCAAGCAAAAACGGCUGGUUGAGCUGCACGAGCUGAUGGUGCAAAUCGAAGAAAUGAAACACACCGAGAGCAGCGUCGAAGCGCUCGUCCAUGGUCACGAUUACACGGGUGCGCUGGACGCAAUCGACAUGGCACUGAAAACCAUCCAGCAAAUGGCUGGCAUCCACUGCGUGCGUCCGCUCGGGGACAAACUCCAGGCGUACCGCAGCUUCAUUGGGGUCCAAAUGGCCACCCGGUUCACUACUGUCGUGACGUCGUCCGAAUGGCCAUUUGAACCGGUGCCGCCGCCAACAAACCCGCUCGCACUCCAGAGUCUGCAGCUCAAGCAGAAAGAAAUGACUGAAGAGAUGAAGCAGCUCAUGGACGCACUCUUCCGCCUUGACUUGGUACCAGACGUGAUGGGCAAGUACAGAACCCGCAUGACGGAGGAAAUCAAGAUCGUCGUCAAGACUGUUGUCAGCGAAACGAUUGCGUCGUCCAGUGCGGCCACCAACUCUCCCGACAAAGGCGAUGCUGCAACAGCGCUCGAUGUGACAUCACAGCUCCGCGCCCUCAGCUCGGAAGAGUUUCUCAACUGCGUUCAAAUGAUCUUUGAGCAUUUGCUCAUGGUACUUCAGCGUGCCAUGUCGGUUCAGACCAUGCUCGCCGAGAUGUAUCAAAUUCCAGUCACCGUUGCCGACGACAGCAAUGCCGAGCCACACGCCAGCGGUACCUCCGACGGCGAGUGGUCGCCCGACAAUACUACUGGAGCAAGCGCCGUGGGACUCGGCGAUGCCAGCUCGGCCGACCACCUCGGCGAGUGGCAAGAAAAAAAGAAGGCGUCGAAAAUCCUCCAAGACGUUCAAGAUGCUAUUCGCAAGACGUGCGAGUUUUCACAGCGCAGUGUGUCCAACUUGUUUGGCGUGCGAAAGGAAGUCCAGGCAAACUACACCAUGCCCCAGCUCCGGUCGUUGUACGACGCCACGAUGGCCUUUGUCGUCCAGCUCGAACAGUCCACGGGAAAAACGGACUACACGCUGCGAGGUGCGCUCUUCAACCAGCUCAAACUGUUUUUGGAGAAGUACCACCAAGCCCAAGCGACCAAGCUCGUGUCGACGCUCAACCAUGAAUUGUGGAAAAAUGCCGAAAUUUCAGCAUUUCGUCACGUAGCGCUCGUCGACUUGGCGACGGGCAAGGGUGUGUCGCUCGUCCUAUCCCACGAUCAAAGCGUUGGAGCCGAGAUGGCCGCCCCGCUGAAGCAACUCACGCUCCCAACGGCGUCGUUUCGAGUCGUGUGGUCGGUGCUGUUUGCGAUGGAGAUCGUGAUGAACUACCUCAGCUUGGCGGUGAAUUUUCCAGUCCUGGCCACCGACGUCUUGCAGCGCACAACCGAGAUUCUCCGGCUGUACAAUUCGCGAACGACACAGUUGGUGCUUGGCGCAGGCGCGAUGCAAGUGGCACAUCUCAAGAGCAUUUCGGCCAAGCAUUUGGGGCUGGCGUCGCAGUCGCUGGAAGUGAUCGUCGCGUUCAUUCCCCACAUCAAAUUUCAGCUGGCGGCGUUGCUGACCCAGCGCCAGAAACUGCUCCUGGACGAGCUCGACAAGGUCCUCCAAGACUACGUCGAGCACAACGACAAGAUUUUUGGCAAGUUUAUCAGUAUCGUGGAAGAUCAAAUCAUGAAAAAGUUUCUCGAGCAUAUCGACCAGGACGUGGAUUACGACGACGGCAACCUUGUGCUCCCUAGCGCCCCGCUCAAAGGCAUUGCGCAGAACACAGUCAAGCUGUACCAGGUUCUCAGCCCAGUGCUCCCGCCCCUACAGAUGCAAGCCGUGUUUUCUCGUGUGUUUGACAUGCUCGAACACAAGAUGCCCGCGUGUUUCAAAGCCGUCCAACCCAAGACUGCCGCGGGCAAGCAGCGCGUGGUCGCCGAUGUCGUGGCGUUUGUCGAUUGCUUCAAGGAACUCCACGGCGCUGUCGACGUCCGAGGAGACCAGCUAGUGGCACAUUUCCGAUCGAGUUACACCUAAAAUGCACCUGGAUUUGCAUUCGAGA
Molecule: messenger RNA, 3595 nt
Organism: Aphanomyces invadans
Lineage: Eukaryota; Oomycota; Saprolegniomycetes; Saprolegniales; Verrucalvaceae
Exons: 7
Coding region: 109-3570 (1153 amino acids)
Biological process (GO): Golgi to vacuole transport; retrograde transport, endosome to Golgi
Cellular component (GO): GARP complex
Molecular function (GO): syntaxin binding
Source: RefSeq, a predicted model, not a curated record